Molecule: messenger RNA, 5346 nt
Organism: Parasteatoda tepidariorum (common house spider)
Lineage: Eukaryota; Metazoa; Arthropoda; Arachnida; Araneae; Theridiidae
Gene: Stt3B
Product: catalytic subunit 3B of the oligosaccharyltransferase complex
Biological process (GO): post-translational protein modification
Cellular component (GO): membrane
Molecular function (GO): dolichyl-diphosphooligosaccharide-protein glycotransferase activity
Source: RefSeq, a predicted model, not a curated record
UGGCGCUUCUUCGGUUCCACCCCUCACCCUCAUCUAAAAUUCUGCAUUGCGAUGGCAACGGACUUCUUGUGUAAAUGGAAAUAAAAACUACACUUCAGUUUCGUUAACAAGACGUGGCCGGCAUCGAAUAUAAUGGCGACUGCCGGUUUGAAGGGAUCUAGAAAUUCCCAACAAAUUUCUAUUUUGCAUCAUCUGGGUGGGACUAGUUUAUUAAAAUUUACUAUUUUAACCUUAGCAUGGUUAUUAGGCUUUAGCUCCAGGCUCUUUGCAGUCAUUCGUUUUGAAAGUAUCAUUCAUGAAUUCGAUCCUUGGUUUAACUAUAGAGCUACUCAUUAUAUGGUUCAACAUGGAUUUUAUAAUUUUUUAAACUGGUUUGAUGACAGAGCUUGGUAUCCUUUAGGUCGAAUUGUUGGUGGAACUGUUUAUCCUGGGUUAAUGGUAACAUCAGGAACUAUUCAUUAUGUCCUAUCAUUACUUAACAUUACAGUUCACAUUAGAGAUAUCUGUGUUUUUCUUGCUCCUGUAAUUAGUGGAUUAACUGCAAUAUCCACAUACUUCUUAACAAAGGAAUUGUGGAAUGAAUCCUCUGGUCUAUUUGCCGCCUGUUUUAUUGCCAUUGUACCUGGUUAUAUCAGUCGAUCUGUUGCUGGGAGCUACGAUAAUGAAGGAAUUGCAAUUUUUGCGUUGAUGUUUACUUACUACUUAUGGGUGAAAGCUGUGAAAACUGGCACAAUAUUUUGGUCUGUUCUUUCAGCUCUUGCAUAUUUUUACAUGGUUUCUGCAUGGGGUGGAUAUGUUUUCAUCAUUAAUUUAAUACCACUUCAUGUAUUUGUACUCUUACUCAUGGGAAGAUUUUCUAGUAGGAUAUAUGUUGCUUAUACAACCUUCUUCAUCCUUGGUCUUCUUUUGUCUAUGCAAAUACCUUUUGUAGGAUUUCAACCUGUUAGAACAAGUGAACACAUGGCAUCAGCUGGUGUUUUUAUUCUGAUCAAUGCAUAUGCCUUUCUCAAAUACCUUCAAUCCUUUUUGACAAAAUCUGAGUUAAAAACUGUUUUCAUUUUUGCUGUUACUGCCAUCGGUCUUUCAGUAUUUCUUGGAGUUGUUGUGCUGACUUAUGGUGGCUAUAUAGCUCCUUGGAGUGGUAGAUUUUAUUCCUUAUGGGACACAGGUUAUGCUAAAAUACACAUUCCAAUCAUUGCAUCGGUAUCAGAGCAUCAACCAACUACUUGGUUUACAUUUUUCUUCGACUUGCAUGUUCUUAGUGCUACAUUCCCUGUUGGAUUGUGGUAUUGUAUUCAAAAUUUAAAUGAUGAGCGAGUAUUCAUUAUUUUAUAUGCUAUAACUGCAGUAUAUUUUGCUGGUGUCAUGGUUAGACUAAUGUUGACGUUGACUCCAGUAGUUUGCGUACUUAGUGCAAUAGCCUUUUCGCAGUGUAUUGAGUUAUAUUUGCAAGACGAUGAAUCCCCAAAGACUUCAUCCUCAUCGUCAGAUAGUGACUCUGAAGAAAGUGAUGGAACUGACAAGAAAGGCAAGAAUUUGUAUGAUAAGGCAGGAAAAAUACGAAAGAUAAAAACUGAUCAGUCGAGAGACAACAUUGGCAUUGGUACAAAUAUUCGAGGAAUCGUAGUUUUACUAUUGAUGAUGAUUUUAAUGAUGUUUGCCGUCCAUUGUACUUGGGUAACCAGUAAUGCUUAUUCAAGUCCAAGUAUAGUUUUAGCAAGUUAUAGUGCUGAUGGGUCUCGUUUAAUUCUGGAUGAUUUCCGUGAGGCUUACUAUUGGCUUUCCCAAAACACUGCUCCAGAUGCAAGAGUUAUGUCUUGGUGGGAUUAUGGUUAUCAAAUUGCUGGCAUGGCAAAUCGUACAACAUUAGUAGAUAAUAAUACUUGGAAUAACAGUCAUAUUGCUCUGGUUGGGAAAGCGAUGGCUUCAAAUGAAAGUGCUGCUUAUGAGAUAAUGAAGUCCUUAGACGUUGAUUAUGUUCUUGUAAUCUUUGGAGGUGUUAUUGGGUAUUCGGGUGAUGAUAUUAAUAAGUUCUUGUGGAUGGUCAGAAUUGCUGAAGGAGAGCACCCUAAAGAUAUAAAGGAAACUGAUUACUAUACUAGUCGAGGAGAAUUUAGAGUUGAUGAACAUGGAUCACCAACUUUACUGAAUUGCUUGAUGUAUAAAUUAAGCUAUUACCGUUUUGGGGAGUUUCAAUUGGAUUUUCGCACUCCCGCUGGAUAUGACAGAACAAGAAGUAUGGAAAUAGGAAACAAAAAUUUUCAAUUGGAGCAUUUGGAAGAAGCAUAUACCACCGAGCAUUGGCUUGUUAGGAUUUAUCAUGUGAAGAAAGAUGCUAAUAGACCACGCAUUCCUUACAAUCAAAGAAAAGUCAAAUCUUCAAAUCUUUUUAUAUCCAAAAAGACAUCUAAGAGAAAAAAGGGAACAAUCAAAAGUCGUCCAGUAGUGGUGAAAGGUAAGAAAGCAGCUAAAAAAUGAAAGUCAGAAAAUCAAGUUUAUGUGCAUCAACGCAGCCCAUCAUAAAUAAAUCACUUUGUGAACAGUGCCUCAUAGACAUUAAAAAGACUCCAUUAUGAGCCUGAAAUUCCAUUUGUAUAAAAGGACCACAAAGCAAUGUUUUAUAUUAAAAUGAACAAGGUGCUGUAAAUUAUGCUCACAUCUUUGACAUCAAAAUGGGGAAUAUCUUUUUUUUUUUUUUUUUUUUUUUUUUUUUUUUUUUUUUUUUUUUUUUUUUUUNGCUGUAAAUAUAAUGAUGCUGCAGUUAUAUUCCAUUAUAUUUAUAAAAUACUUUUUUUUUUGUUUGAAGAUGUUCCUAAUUCUUCAUGCUGUUUGGGUGAUUUUGUAUAUUUUUAAAAAGAAAAAAUAUAUAUAAUAAAAUUCAUUUAGGUAUUUUCUUUCAAUUCAAAGUGUUUACAUUUUUUUUUCUUCUCAUUUUGAGAGCUGAUCAUUUUUAACCCCUUCAGCUCAAAUUGAGUAUUUACUUUAGUACUUAAUAUGCUACAAUGAUGUACAGUGCACAAAUUUUUCUUUUUAUCAAUUUUUUCUUUUUAUUAUUAUUUGCACAUAGUAAAGUGCAGUUUCAAUGCUUUGAGAGGUUAGCCUGAAAUAUACUAAUUAAUUUGUGUAAACAAUAAUGUCUAAUUACAAAGUCAGACACAAAAACGUUCUUUCUCAGAAUUAGCAUUUUUUUUUUUUAAUUCUUGGCCCUUAAAUUGCAGAGAGUUGCCAUAAUCUGGGAGGAAAACAUGGCCCCUGUAGCUCAACAUGUAUAUUUUGCCAUUUCUUAAAAAUAUUUAAGCUCAUCGAAUAAAGAAAAAAUCUUUUUUUUUUUACGCAAUUUUAAAACUUAUGUAUCAAAAGAUAGUUCUGCAUCAAAAACGAUUUGUAUUAGUAUAAUUUAUUUUAGUAAUAGUAAAAAAAUAUUUGAAUCAUUAGAUAAGCAAAUUUUACGUCAUUUAAAAUUAUAUCAUUUUGACUGACAAAAUCCAAGAUUUGAGUGGAAUAGCUCUUGAGGUAUGAAAAUUUAUUAUUACAACUUUUCGAAAUUUCAUUAUACUCCAAAACUAUUAAGCCGAUUUUGCAGAAAUUUUGUAAUUUUUUAUUUGAAAUUUCUUAACUGUUUAAAAUGAAAUUUUUUUUUUUUUUUGCUUUAUUAUUCAAGUUUUAUUCUACCAUUAUUAAAUCAAAUGAUAAAACUAUUUUUUGUUUGGAAUUAUAAUUAUAUUUGUGUGAAUAAGUUUUAUUUUUGUGUUCAAAAGUGUUUAGAUUUGCUUCAAUAGUCUUAGAGCUGGGGAAAUAUGUAAAAAGAGAAAAUCACAUUCAGAGACCCAAACUUUUGACUGCUCUCCUAAACUAUAGGUACCGUAUUUUCCAGUUUGCAGUUACCAUAAUAUGAUGGUCAAGAGUUCCAAUUCAUCAAAGAUGGUCAAGAAUUCCAUUCAUCUGCACAAAUUAAUUGCAUAUUAGUAUGCCAUAAUCUGAUCACUAGAUCUAAAAUUAUGAAAGUGUUGAUUUUUAUGUUGCACACUGUACAUUUUUGUUUCAAUUUCAUGAGUUUCAGAAAGAAUUUUUACAAAAUACUAAAUUUUAUGACGAAAAUUUGAAAAUGUUCAUAAAACGAAAAAAAAAAAAAUUUUUUUUUUUUUUAAAGGGCGAAACAGAGUUCUCCCUAAGAAUAAAAAAGGGCAGGGCACGCUGCCUCUCAAAAAAGGCACUAUCUAUAAGUUUUAAAAGGGCACUCAUUCAGCACCGUAAAAAUUUAUCAAAAUGUGUAAUAUUAUGUAAUAACUGAAUAUGAUCUUCAACAAUUUUUAAAUUACCCUCUUGUACUACUUUAUGUGUAUAUUUCAAGAAAUGAUUCUCUCUCAUUAAUUUUCUCUAUAAGAGAAAAAUUUGUAGUUCAUAAAAAUAAUUAAAGACAUGCUAAUGUCUCUCUGAGCAUAAAUUUUUUUUCAAAAAAAGUUAACUAAAAAUAACUAUUAAUUGAUGAACAAUUUGAAAGAGAUUUUUAUAAUUUAAACUGAAAAUUAUGAAAAAAUAAGCAUUUAAAGUUAAUUUUUUAAAAAAUUUAUUAAUAUCCCCCCCCCCUCAGUAAAAGAGAUACUAUUAAAAAUUUAACGAGUUGAGAAUAAUUCAAGCAAAGUUAAUAUUCGUAAUAAUAAUCAGAAUCAAACCUAUAAAUACUGCUAAUUUUACCAGUGUGUAAUUAUUAUUUAAAAAGUGAAUUAGUUUUUUAAAAAAUGGAAUAUGAAUAAAUAAGCAGUGUUUUUAAGGGAUGGGUGGCAUGUAUUUACAAAGAGGGCACAUUUAUAGGAAUCAAAGGGCAGGCAGGACUGACCGCCCACCUUUAAACGCUUAGGGAGAACACUGAGCUAAAUAAUGAUCAAAUGGAAUGAGUAUUGGAGAUAUUACUUAAUACAAACUUCAAAAAAAAUUUGAAUGUGUUGACUGAAUACCAUGUUGUUGCCAUUUCAAGCAUAAUAAGGUCGCAGAAUAUGCUAAAACAGAAAAAGAUUGUGAUCCUAAUAAAUAUUAAAUUUUAUGCAUUUGUGAUCAAUAUUUAGUGUUAAACUAUUGAAUACCAGAUCUGAAGGGGUUUUCUAUUAUUAAACUAUUUUAUAAAAUUUAAUUAGUGAGAUCUGCUCUUUUGGGUAUUGAUAAAAAGAGUUAUAAGAAUGUUAUUCACACCAUAAGCUUAAAAAAUUAAUCUGAUACUUCAUAUAUACUGCCUUGAGGUGUUACUACCUUUUUUUCUAUUGUUAUUUAUUUUAUAGUUCUAUUGGAAAAUAUUAUUCAUGCCAUGAAUUAUUUGCACUGAUAAGAAAGCAAAUAAAAUUUUAAUUCUUA